AGUAUUAUUGACCUACCAGUUUGUUUGCAGGUACCCAUCCCUCCAAUUCUUGGUUCCUAUCAAAUGAAAGAAGAGGAGCAAAAUUUAAAGAUUACAGUUAAUCUGAAACUACAUGAAAGUGUCAAAAAUGGAUUUGAAUAUUGUGAAGCACAUAUUCCCUUUUUCAACAGGGGUCCAAUACUACACGCUGAGUGUAAGGUGAACCAUGGGCAACUGGAGGUGUCACGGGAGAAAAGCUUGCUGGUCUGGGUCCUCGGUCAGAAAUUCCCUAAAUCUUUGGAAGUAUCUUUAACUGGUAUUGUAAUGUUCCCUGCAUUUGGCAUAUCAAACCAUUCAGCGCAGCUAACUGAUCCAUUCUGCACUGGCCUUACUGCAUAUGUUAAGCUUUACUUUCGAAUACCAGAUUAUACACUGACAGGUUGUUAUGUGGAUCAGCAUUCUAUACAAGUGUAUUCAUCAGCAAAACCCAGAAUCAUCACAUCCAGGGAACUACUUUCUUCUGAGUACUACAUCUGGAACUCCAAAGGUGAUGCACCCGUGGCCAGCAGGCCAUUAGUAUCCUUACGAAAUUGGGAGUGAACAUUUGGGCGAAAUGUUUCAGAACAAAAAUCUUUUUUCAAAACAAGAUACAAUAGUUAACUAUUCAGUUAUCUAUUUUAAAUUGUAUGAAACAAAAAUAUAUCCUAAUUAUAAUGGUAAAUUUUGAUCAAGUGAUGUACAAUGAUAAGUAUUGUAAAUAUAUUAAUAAAACAUGAAAAAUUUGCCUGAGUGAGCCACAGUAAUUAUUACAAAUAUGAUGAUCUGUAACAUUUUGGAGAGUUCUUUCUUGACCUGCUAUCUUGAAUACAUUGAAUAAAGGAUACUGUGCUAAUUCUGCAGCUAAUUCAAGCAACCAUUAUUGUCCGUGUUGGGAGCUCCAGUCUCAACAUCAUACUGCCUUACUGCCAACAAUUUACAGGUCGACCCUGAUUCCGCAGUUUACUGUGGUCCAAACAUAUACCCUGGAAGCAAGGACCAGGGGGCUGCCGGGAA
This is a messenger RNA of Chiloscyllium plagiosum (whitespotted bambooshark), 1032 nucleotides long. The record is from RefSeq and is a predicted model, not a curated record. NCBI's taxonomy places the organism in Eukaryota, Metazoa, Chordata, Chondrichthyes, Orectolobiformes, Hemiscylliidae.